AUGUCAGAUACCACAGAGCCAAAAGAUGAAGCACCAGAAGCUGGGAACAAUGAUGUGCAGGAUCUUGCUACCGACUAUCCAGAUGGCGCUAGACUUGCUGCUAUUCUCCUCUCACUCAUACUUAGUACCUUUCUAAUCGCGCUUGAUAAUACAAUUCUCAGUACAGCCAUUCCCAAGAUUACGGAUGAGUUUCAAGACCUGAACAAGGUAUCGUGGUAUGGGGCUGUAUAUUUCAUGACGUUUGGUGGUAAGUCCCACAGCAUGGCCAUUGCGGAUUAUCGAAACCUUGGGUUUCAAUCAACAUGGGGGAAAGUGUACAAAUACUUUACGAUAAAGCUCUGGUUCCUCGUCGCAAUUGUCAUAUUCGAGGUCGGCAGUCUCGUCUGUGCAGUGGCUAAAAACCCCACUACUCUGAUAGUCGGGAGAGCAAUUGCGGGCCUAGGCGCAGCUGGUACCAUGGUUGGAGUGUUCACCAUCAUUGGAUUCGCUGCAACUCCAGAAAAGCGUCCGCAGCUUGUGGGCUUUACAGGGGCCACUUAUGGUAUUGCUGCUGUUCUGGGGCCCCUUCUCGGUGGAGCUUUCACUGCCAAAGUAUCAUGGCGAUGGUGCUUUUACAUCAAUCUACCUGUAGGAGGAGUGGCCGCUGCCAUUAUUCUUUUCACGUUCCAGAAUCCCAAACACGUGAAGCCAGCGGAAGCCUCUUGGAUCGAGAAAUUUCUCCAGAUGGAUCCUGUUGGUGCAGUCCUUGUGAUGGGCCUGAUAAUACAGUACCUCCUGGCACUGCAGUAUGGUGGCCAAACUCAUCCAUGGGACAGCAGUGUUGUUAUUGGGUUGCUGGUCGGCUUCGUUGUCAGCUUUGCAUCCUUCAUAGUUUGGGAAAUCUACCAGAAGGAACGUGCAAUGAUCGUUGCGCGACUUUUCACGAAGAGCUAUGUCCUGGUAGGCUGCAUCUACAUGUUCUUUUUUGGUGGCGCGUACUUCGUCGUACUCUACUACCUUCCCAUAUACUUCCAAAGUGUUUUCAAUGACAGUCCCAUCGGUUCUGGGGUCAAAACUCUUGCGUUAAUUGUCCCUCUGACUUUCGCCAUCAUCCUACAAGGCGGUUUGCUAUCCAAAAUCGGCAUCGUACCAUUAUUCUGGAUCGCUGGAGGCACCCUAGGAACGAUCGGCAGUGGACUUUUCUACACCAUGGACAUAGACACUACUACUGGCAAAUGGGUUGGCUAUCAGAUCAUCGUUGGCUUCGCUUGUGGCGGUGCAUUUCAAGUUGCCUUAGCAAAUGCUCAAGUCCAUGCUACUCCUGAGGACAUGUCACAGGUGGCAGCUAUCGUCCAAUUCUUUAUGACGAUUGGGGGUUCCUUUUUCCUCUCAGCAGCGCAAUCGGCCUUCAACAAUCAACUGAUACAGAAACUCAGUGCCACUCUUCCCGAGAUCGACCCUGUCGCGGUUCUGGGAAUUGGUGCCACUCAGAUUCGUGAAGCUUUUACGAUGGCUCAAGUACCCCUUGUCAUUGAUGCAUACAUGGUCGGGUUGAAGGCCGUCUUUGCAAUCACCAUUGCUACCUUUGGGGUUUCAACGAUUGUUGGAUUCUUCGGUAGUUGGAGAAAGCUGCACACCGAUGAGCUGAAGACGACUGUCAGUGGCGGAGCGUGA
Messenger RNA from Exophiala bonariae, 1653 nucleotides. RefSeq lists its product as uncharacterized. The coding region runs from base 1 to 1653 and encodes 550 amino acids. The transcript is spliced from 7 exons. The record is from RefSeq and is a predicted model, not a curated record. NCBI's taxonomy places the organism in Eukaryota, Fungi, Ascomycota, Eurotiomycetes, Chaetothyriales, Herpotrichiellaceae. Gene Ontology annotation, biological process: transmembrane transport. Gene Ontology annotation, molecular function: transmembrane transporter activity. Gene Ontology annotation, cellular component: plasma membrane.